UUUUGAUGGACGGCUCUCUGAAACUAGUGACCCCAGAGGGGGCCCCAGUCCAGGGGCUUUGCACCCCUGAGAUUCCUAUGACUGAAGAGGUGGAGGCAGUGGCUAUGGUUGGGGGUCGACUUCAGGCCUUCUGGAAGCAUGGAGUGCAGGUGUGGACUGCAGGCUCAGACCAUCUGCUGCAGGAACUGAGAGACCCAACUCUCACCUUCCAUCUGCUUGGAUCCCCCAGGCCUGUAGUGGUGGAGACUCGGCCCGCAGAUGACCCAACUGCCCCCAGCAACCUCUAUAUCCAGGAAUGAGCCCCUGGGAGGCAUUGGGAACCUGACCCUAU
Molecule: messenger RNA, 331 nt
Organism: Jaculus jaculus (lesser Egyptian jerboa)
Lineage: Eukaryota; Metazoa; Chordata; Mammalia; Rodentia; Dipodidae
Product: mitogen-activated protein kinase kinase kinase kinase 1-like
Exons: 2
Coding region: 6-299 (97 amino acids)
Source: RefSeq, a predicted model, not a curated record